This is a messenger RNA of Nematostella vectensis (starlet sea anemone), 4256 nucleotides long. RefSeq names its product ketohexokinase. The coding region runs from base 85 to 1059 and encodes 324 amino acids. NCBI's taxonomy places the organism in Eukaryota, Metazoa, Cnidaria, Anthozoa, Actiniaria, Edwardsiidae. Gene Ontology annotation, molecular function: kinase activity. The transcript has 2 exons. The record is from RefSeq and is a predicted model, not a curated record.
UGACGACCAUAAGUCAUUAAUUCAAAAAGCCAUCGGGGCCGCCUAAAUUAUUAUAUCAAAGCUCACAUCUUGGCUAAGCUUCUAAUGGCGAGCAAGCAGCGACAAAAGAGAGUUUUGGUUGUGGGGUUAAUCUGUUUGGAUAUUAUCAACACUGUGGAUAAGUACCCAUCGGAAGACGAGGACAAGCGGACACUUUCUCACAGAUGGCAGCGAGGAGGCAACGCGGCCAAUCAAUCCUACAUCCUCUCUCAACUCGGCUCUGACGUAGAGUUCUUUGGUAACGUAGCAACGGGUGAAGGAGCUGAAUUUGCUCUCAACACGUUACGCCAGCAGGGCGUGGCAUGUGAUCACGUGAUAGUCAACAAAGGGUGUCGCAUCCCUACGUCAUACGUCACGUGUAGCCUGGAGACCGGAAGUCGCACCAUCGUGCAUAAUCGCGGGGGGAUGCCCGAGUUGUCCGCGGAGUAUUUUAAGUGUCUCUGCUUAGACGAGUACGACUGGGUUCACUUUGAGACCCGACGUAACAUUAAGGACAUACACGAGAUGCUUGACAUGGUGGACGCGUACAACAAAACGAAGCCGAGUGCUGAAAAAAUCACCGUCUCCAUCGAGAUCGAGAAGCCGAUUAAUGACGGCCGCGACGGUUUAAUCCGACGCGCUGAUGUCAUCUUUAUAAGUAAAGACUAUGCACGCUUUAUUGGCUAUAACUCCCCUACUGAUGCCAUCAAUGGUUUAAUCUCGAGGGUCAGGCCAGGGGGGUGCUUGAUAAGCCCGUGGGGGGAUGCAGGAGCGCAGGCGAUGGGCACGGAUAGAGUGUUGGUUGAUGUCAAGGCGACCAACCCUGGAAUAGUGGUGGAUACCUUGGGCGCGGGGGAUACUUUUGUAGCGGGCGUGGUGCAGGGGUUACGGGAUGGGGUGGGACUUAGGGGUGCAGUCCGGUUGGGGUGUAUGUUGGCGGGGUAUAAGUGCGGUAUUGAGGGGUACAAUGGGCUGGGGGAUCGCUGGAGGAAGAUUGUGCCUGUAGCAGAUGUAGGGCCAUUACAGGAGUGGGGGUACUGAACUAGACAAGUACACCGGUGGGUAUAAGGUGAUCUCGCCGACAACCUAGGUUGUUUCACUGACACACUUUUACUAGAUAAGUUGAGACGUUUUUUACUACAAUGCAAGUGAAAGUUUGUUAAAUAUAAACAACCGUUAACGUUGAUGUUAAAACUAAAACUCGAGUUCGCGGUGUGGUGACUAUAUUUCUAUCACUAAUCCCAAGCAACUCGUAUCCAGCGAAAGCAUUUUUAAUACCCUUUUCAAGAUAGGCUAUAGAGCCAAGCUAAGAUCGGCUUCAAUUUCUAAUCAAUAAAGAGUAUUGAUUUGGCCGCCAUUUUGAACCGGAAGUAAACUACCUUUUUAUAAAAAAAUAAAUAAACUUGCACAUUUUGAUACUGUUUUUCACUAGACAACUAAUAUGAAAGUGAAAGAAUGUAUUUAAACCAAUAUUAAAAAAGGCAAACUUGUCAUUUUUGGAACUUUAAAGGUAAUAGCCACCUUUAACCGGAAGUAGUCGAACGUAAAACCUCGGACGUUUAUUUCACCCCGCGCCCUCUAGCAAAAGACACCAAUUUUAUUGCAGUUGUAGGUUGAAAUAACCAUUAUAAGAUGAGCUAUGGAGCCAAGAUAAAAUCGGCUUUUAUCACAGACUAAUAUGGUUUAUUAUAAUUGCAGCCAUUUUGCACUGGCAUUUUUGAAAGCACAGAGAUGCACAUCUUGUUUAAAAGUCUACGACUAAAAUAUUCAUGAAAUCCAUUUAAUACUUUUAAGUUGUAAAAAAAAAGGCAAAACUGAUUAGGUUUCUGCUAUUAAUUUUACGUUUUUUUAAAACCGCAAGUAGGUUUCCAAACCUGUUUCUGCACACUCUAAUCAAACCAGAUUAAUGCUUAUACGAAUAAGCAAUGCAGCAUUUAUAUGAAAAUGUUUUCUUGCUAUAUCAGCCUCGGCAUUUUUUUAAAAAAUAGUGAAAUCUUAGUCAGGCUGGACGUUCUUAAAAAAAGAUUCUUAUAAAACAAAGAGUGUGGUUCAUAAUACGUCGGUCUAACGUAAUAACAAUCUCCGAUGAGAAUUGUUUUUUUUAUUUAAUGCAGUUCAGAUAUCUUAAAGCUUUAUCGUUAAACGAUUCAAUGAAGCUGCAAAGGGCUGAACAUUUCAUGCUGGCUUGGGUGCAAGUGCAGCGUGCUGGGCAGCCUAUCUUGCAUCUAAUAGCUCUUGGUUCCUCAUCUAAUAGUUCUUUGGCUUCUUGGCACGCCUUGGAAAGCUCUCAUAGCGUUUGUCCAAAGCGGCUAUGGCAACUGUUGUCCAUUGUGCUAAAAAGACGGAAGCAUUGAGACAGGGAGGAGUGUCCCCAACAAUGGCCUGCUUGAAAGGCAGCUUUCAUGGUGUGUUAAAUGAUAGCUGCCUUCGUCGGUAGAAUGACAUGAAAUGAUGUUCCUUUCCCCACGAAGAGCUGCAUUCUCUGUACUCGUUCGGUCGUAUAGAAGCAGUGGAAAGCGCUCAAGUGUUGCCAAACAUUCUGUAUUUUAUCUUAACUGGCCUGAAGGCUAGCUGUCGAAGACCAUCUGUGGCUUCGGGGAAUACAGCAAGUACUGUCUUUUCCCCCUACCCGCACAACAGGAUACAGUAUCACCUGUAAAUGCUUGAAAUUCUAAUUGGCGAGAUACUUCUUUGACUCUUCUGUAGAAAAAGAAAUUAAAGGCAAGAAGAGUGAUAAGCGCACACCCGAGGCCCACAGAUUAACAGUUCCUACUGUUAGAAACUGUUCAUCGUGUAGCACUUGCGGUUUACAGACGUUAAAGUCAACGUCGUUCUUGGUAUCCCCACCAGGCUUGUCACAUAAGCAGUUGCUUUUGUCUUCUUUCUUUUCUCUUGAUCCAGCUAUUAAGCGUGAAUGUUUGGUAUACUUGGGCUGGCUAUAUGUGUCUUUUAAAUCAUUUGACGACUUUCGAAAAUAGUGAGUAUCGACGCGUGACUUUUCACUUUCGGAUUAAAUUAUCGGCCAUUUUAAUAUCACAAGAUAAUCCGUGAUUAAAUCAGAUUUUCUUUUGGCUCUAUAGCUUAUCUUAAAAAGAUGACCCUAAACUACUCCUGAAACAAGUUUUUUUUAUAUUUUUGUUUAAAGGCGCAAAGUGAAACAAGCGUGCCAGUAUUUACUCUUGACUACUUCCGGUUCAAAAUCGCUGUCACCGUAAAAGUUACAGAAUUAAAAAAAUCUUGUAACUUUAAAAACAUUUUUGUUUAGAUGCAUUUUCUGACUUAUAUUUUAUUUGUCUAUGAGUAAACUUUCUUAAAAUGUGCGAGUUUAUUUAUUUUUUUGGAAAAAGUUAGUUUACUUCCGGUUCAAAAUGGCGGCCAAAUCAAUAUUCAUUUAUUAAUCAGAAAUUAAAGCCGAAUUGAGCUUGGCUCUAUAGCCUAUCUUGUAAGAGGUAUCAAAAACUAUCACUAUGCUAAACUUGAUAACUUUAGCAAAAAGUGGGCAAUUCAAGGUAAAAUCUGCACAUAUCCACUGGACUAUAAGUUACUGCGCUGCGAAUCCACUAAGGCGCGCGCAUUCACAAGUAAUUCUUAAACUCAAGUAUAAGAAGCCACCAUGAACUUUAAACUCGCGAUGUGUGGCCUGCGAUGGGUGACCCAUUUGUCGGCGAAAUAACCGCAACUGUAUGGAGACGUGCUGUUAUGGGAGUCCACUUUGUGUCUUAAGGUGGUGAUGUGGGAUCAUAAACAAAACGGAUAACUUUGAGGAGUCACUGAUGCGUAUGUGCAGUGUAAGAAAAAGCGAGGUAAUAAGGGUUAUGGGACUUGGUGCCUCUAAAAGAGUAUUGAGGGACCAUAAAUGAGACAGGUUACCCAUACACGUGUUUGGUUAUUGUGAAUAUAUGGGGAAUUUUCGUCUUCAAUAAGACUUCUUCAGGGCAGACUCAACUUCGAGAGUCUUCCCUAAAGAAGUCUUAUUAAAGACGAUAACUUGGCAGAGUCGAAUUCCAGUUUUUGGUGUAUUGUAUUCAUUCUUCUGGUUCACGAACACGACUAUUUUGGCUUUUUGUAUUUAUGGGGAAUUCAUCAGUGCAUCAGGUCUUCCUGAUGGGACCAUAACUAAGACAUUUUAUGAAUGUAUGUAUAUAAACAUGGUAAUAGGGAAUACAGAAGUCCAUUUGGUGUUCACAAAAGGCAUUGUUGGACGAUAAAUAAAGCAGGUUAUGGGUACAUGUGUAAAA